UAAAAAAGGAAAAAUUCCCAGAGUAAAACCCUAGGAGCCAUAUAUAUACCAUCCCAAGUUCCACUCUAUCUUUGUUCUCUCCUUCCCUCUCACUGAGUCUAAUUGAGAUUUGAUUCCGUUGUCUUCUCUACCUUAGCCGGAAAAUUGCUUCAGAGAUGACACCUGAAUCAAAGUGUUCAUCAAUGGACCCACAAAUUGUAGGCAAUGCUUUUGUUCAGAAAUACUACACACACCUUUACGAAUCGCCUGCGGAAGUUCACAGAUUCUAUCUCGAGAAGAGUGUUGUUGGACGGCCAGAUCUCGCUAAUGAGAUGGUUUCUGUCAAAUCACUGAAAGCUAUCAGUGAGAAGAUUAUGUCCUACGACUACCAAAACUCGAAGAUCCUGAUUCACUCUGCCGAUUCCCAACCGUCUAUAAAGGACGGAGUUGUGACUAUAGUCACCGGUUUGGUGAUUGGGAAAGACGGAGAAAGGAAGACUUUUGCUCAGACUUUCUUCCUUGUGCCGAAGAAAGGAAGCUACUUUGUGCUCAACGAUGUCCUUAGGUACCUGCCUAAAGACUGUGCUGGACCAGAAUCCACCACCAAGAAGGUCGAGGAGGGUCCUCAAGUGAUCGAGUCAAACGCCAAGGAGGUCGAGGAGAUGACUCAAGUGGUCGAGUCAAACGCCAAGCAGGUCGAGGAGAGUCGUCCUCAAGUGAUCGAGUCAAACGCCGCUGAGCCUGUAAAUGAAAUCGUGGAGGCGGUUGCUAUCAUCCCUAGCAAAGUGACGAAACCCGUGAGCGCCGAAGCGAAUGGGCAUGCGAAGGUCCAUGAGGAGAAAGCUGUGGAUGGAAAGGGUAACUUACCUAAAGCUGUGAAUAAAAACGGUAACUUACCCAAAGCUGUGAAUAAAGCUGUGAAUGGAAAUGGUAACUUACCUAAAGGUGUGAAUGGAAACGGUGACUUACCUAAAGCUGUGAAUGAUAACGGUAACUUACCUAAAGCUGCUGAAGCGAAACCUCAAGAAGACGCUCCCAAGAGAUCGUAUGCAUUGAUUCAACGUCUGAUUCUCUUAAACAUACAGGUCCAGUCUCUGGCUCAAAAUAGCGCUCCGUUUAUUGUUAAAGCCGCUCCUGCAAAGCCUAAACCUGUGGAAAAGCCGAGAGUUGCUGCUCCUGAGCCCAAAGCUCCUGCCCCAGUUGCUAAACGCGCUUCUGUUGAGCAAGCACCUCAGGGUGUUACCAUAUUCGUUGGAAACUUGCCUAUAGAUGCGACUCAUGAGCAACUCGAUGAAACAUUCAGAGUUUUUGGAGCAAUCAGAGAAGGUGGUAUCCAAGUCAGAAGCUACACGGAGACAAGAAACUGUUUCGGGUUUGUGUCAUUCAUGAAUGGUGAAGCAGUGAAAAAAGUCCUCGAGGCUCAGGAGGAAUAUCCAAUCAUAAUCGGAAACCGAAGAGCACAUGUAGAAGAAAAACGAGGCAACAACAAUGAGAAUGACGGGAGAGCCUCUGCGCGAAGCAACGGUAACAAUAGGGAUGAGAAUGGUCACAGAAACACUCGGGGCAACGGUUCCAAUGGAGGACGAAGCGGCCAAGGGAGAAACGGUGAGACUACUACUGGUGCUGCUAAAGCUUCUCAGAUCAAAGGCCAUGGCAAUGGUCAGGCCAGAAAGUAGAGUUUUUGAUUGAGAGAAUCUUUGAGAGGUUAUAUUGUUAGAGUGAAAAGCAUAUCAUCAUUCUUUUGGCGGAUCACAAGUCAACUUUUGGUUUGGUUUGGGAAUAAUUUGGGAUCACAGUUGAUUUUUAAUUGAAAGGAAAAUUUUGUUCUUCUUUGAUCGUUUUGGAAUUCUGCCAAAGAAUAUUUUUAUUUGUGUGUUGAGAUCUGAAAAAAAGCCGAUAAUGUCUUCUAGA
Molecule: messenger RNA, 1890 nt
Organism: Thlaspi arvense
Lineage: Eukaryota; Viridiplantae; Streptophyta; Magnoliopsida; Brassicales; Brassicaceae
Source: the annotation of a GenBank genome assembly